AUGGAGCCAGUGUUUUCUAAUAGGGUGUCCAUCCAAUGGGGUGAUGAAGCUCCAAAGGAGGACACAAGCACAUGGAUUUUGACAGCCCCAGAUGGGAAAUUUGUAGAUGCAAGAAUUAGUCUAGAGAGUAAUGUACCUCAGUGGCUUAUUACUGGGAAAGAGGUAGAAAUCCCCACGAAGGAAGGAUAUGAGUUUUCCAUCCAGUUUGUACACGAAUUGGACUCAGUGCAUGGGCAAAAUUCGGAGCACAGUGCGGAUACAGGGCAUUUCAAGACAUUGGCAGACAAAAGUAGACUUGAAGAAGGGGAAAUGUACAAUGUUGACAGGAAACAGGUUAUGAAAUACAAAGAGGUGUGGAGGUCCAUAGAUUCACUACAUUCAACACCCGAACAUUUAGUAGCGACUAGCGUUAGCAAUGGCCUUAAAGCUUCUGAAAUUCAGUCAUUUAUUUGGGAAUUACCGGAGGAUUCGAAAGGGAAUGCCCGCGGAAGACUGAUCAAAAUUGGCCGGUUUAGCCAGGGAAUAGUGGAAUAUAACGGAUCAUACCAAUGUAUAAGAAUAUUUGACAACAGUGUUGUAUACCAGUACGGGUCUAACUUAGAAGAAAUAUUUGGUCAAUUCAUGAGAGGGUUGAGUACACGAAAUGUGCAAUUCCCCUGGAAAAGAGUCUACCCUUAG
Kluyveromyces marxianus DMKU3-1042 is the source of this 678-nucleotide messenger RNA. RefSeq lists its product as uncharacterized. The transcript has a single exon. Bases 1 to 678 code for a protein of 225 amino acids. The record is from RefSeq and is a predicted model, not a curated record. Lineage: Eukaryota; Fungi; Ascomycota; Saccharomycetes; Saccharomycetales; Saccharomycetaceae.